Molecule: messenger RNA, 843 nt
Organism: Maniola jurtina (meadow brown)
Lineage: Eukaryota; Metazoa; Arthropoda; Insecta; Lepidoptera; Nymphalidae
Gene: MED7
Product: mediator of RNA polymerase II transcription subunit 7
Exons: 3
Coding region: 110-772 (220 amino acids)
Biological process (GO): regulation of transcription by RNA polymerase II
Cellular component (GO): core mediator complex; mediator complex
Molecular function (GO): transcription coregulator activity
Source: RefSeq, a predicted model, not a curated record
UGUUGUUUAUAUUUGACGUUGACGUUUGAUCUGCGCUUCUUAGAUUUUUAAAUGAUUAAAUUUGUUUCAAUUCAUAAUAAGUAGUAGAAAACAACGAAAAAAACUAGGUAUGUCUUCAGAAACAACUCAAGUUAGUUCACUGCCAUUACCUCCAUUGCAGUAUAUAAAUUUUUACACGGACGAAAAUGUUCGAAGAAACAGGGCUCCGCUGCCACCACGGCCUAUUCAUGACUCUUAUCAAAUGUUUGGUCACACAUUUAACGCUGAUGAUACAAUUAUCAGAUCAUUAGAAAGUCAGGGUUUCCGUCGUCUGUACCCAAUGCACUUUGAAAGGAGAAGAGAAUUAAAGAAACUAAAUCACUCAUUGCUAGUAAACUUUUUAGAUCUGUUAGAUUUACUAGUACAUUGUCCAGAUUCACCUAAAAGAGCUGAAAAAGUUGAAGACCUUAGCCUGUUAUUUAUACACAUACAUCAUCUGUUAAAUGAGUUCAGACCACAUCAAGCUAGAGAAACAUUGAGAGUGAUGAUGGAGUUGCAGAAGCGACAAAGAGUUGAAACUGCCAUGAGAUUCCAAAAGCACUUGGAUAAAGUUCAAGAUAUUUUACAAAAUGCAUUACAAAGCUUGCCAGAUCAGAAUGAUAUGGAGUCUAACUUCAAAGUGCCUACAGAAAUACUUGAGCAUAUGGAUUGCAACCCAAGUGAUAACACAAAUCAAGACCCUUGCUAUGAACUUGAUAGAAUCAUGUGUAAUAUAGUUGACAAUAUGAGAUAGUUUGUCAAUUCACUAUUAAAUCUUUCAUUCAUUGUAUGCUUAUGGCCUUUGCUUUCAAUAUAAUAUUAUAA